AUGGCAAAAAACAAAUCUUCUACGGGCAAGCUGCAAGCCUCGGGAUCAUCACCAUCGCCCACAACCAUCACUCCUGAAAUGAUCAUGAGACCUACUCCCAAUGUUUCUCUCUCCGAUAGUAUUGCAGAAGAGUUUAAAUUACCACUCAAAGCUGCCAAUUACAUGUUCUUUUGUUUCUUAUUGAGUAAUUUAUUGGCUGCAUUUUUAAUGCCCAUCAGUGAUUGUGAUGAAACAUUUAAUUAUUGGGAACCUACACAUUUGAUUCUGUACGGAAAAGGCUUGCAAACUUGGGAAUACAGUCCUGUAUUUGCUCUUCGGUCUUAUUUAUAUGUUUGGAUUCAUGUAUUGAUGGGAAAGAUCGCCAUGCUUCUUGGAUUUACUUCUUCUGUGGAAGUAUUUUAUGGCAUUCGGAUUGGAUUAGCGGUUGUGUGUGCUCUCUCACAGACAGUUUUUACAAAAGGAAUUUAUGAAAGAUUCGGAAGUAGGAUUACAUUGUUGUCAAUUCUUGUCAUGAUGGGAUCACCAGGAAUGUUUAUUUCAUCAACAGCUUAUUUACCAUCAGCUUUUUCAAUGUACAUGCUCAUGUUUGCUUUCGGAAAUUGGUAUAGCGUUGCAAUCACGGAAUUGGACAAGAAAAUGAAAUGGUUCUUUUGUGUGUUCUUUGUGGGAUCUUCGGUGAUUAUUGGAUGGCCAUUUAGUGUUGUGUGUGGACUUCCAAUUGCAAUUGAUACCAUUCACAAGUGUGGAUUUUGGAGGACUUUAAAAUAUGCUAUUGUUGUUAGUGUUGUCAUAAUAUCUUCCACUAUGGCUAUUGAUUACUAUUACUAUAAGAAAAUAUUUUUCACACCAUUGAACCUUGUCAUGUAUAAUAAGGGACAAGGAAGCGAAAAGUUUGGAGUCGAGCCAUGGCAUUUCUAUACAAAGAAUUUGAUUUUGAAUUUUAAUUUAGCUUUUGUGCUUGCUCUUCUCACUCCAUUCUUAGUAUUGAUACACUAUCUUGUAACUAAUAGUUGGGAACAUGCACUUGUUGACAAAUUGAGAGGAGCUUACAUGAACCGUGCACAACGAUGGACCAUUCACUACCGAUGGAUCAUAUUUGUUUCUCCAUUUUAUGUUUGGUUUUUAUUCUUCUCAUCUCUUCCUCACAAGGAAGAACGAUUCAUGUUUGUUGUGUAUCCGUUAAUUUGCCUUGCGAGUGCUAUUGGAAUUGAACUAAUUCUCAGAAUAAUAGAUAUGAUAAUUUAUAAGAAAGGAGCAAAUGAGAUCACAAUAGCUGUAAUUAGAGAAUAUGAGGAAGAACCUCUCCAAAGAAUUGACGACCACAAAAUGGGAUCUCUUGGAGUGAAGAGAAGCACUAUUUCUAUAAUUAUUGCAGUGAUCAUUGUGGGAAUUACCAUGAUUCUUGGCAUGUCACGAUCCAUAGGAAAUGUUAAAAAUUUCCAUGCACCUCUGAAAGUAUAUUCAGAGCUUCAUAGCGAACUAACAACUUUAGAAAAGAAUGCUCCAUUUACUAACAAGACAAUUCCAGUCAAUGUUUGUGUCGGAAAAGAAUGGUAUCGAUAUCCUUCUUCAUUCUUCUUACCAACCUCAAAAAAGUUUGAUAUUAGAAUUCGAUUUUUGAAAUCAGGAUUUUCUGGGCUUUUACCAAAAUAUUUUGCAGAUGAAAAUCCAACAUCUUCCAUUCCUACAGGAAUGAACGAUGAAAAUCGUGAAGAAAUGGAUCGAUAUAUUCCAGAAAACAAGUGCCAUUAUAUCGUUGAUUUCGAUAUUCCUGAUCAAAAAGAAGAGAGUUUCAAUUCUAAACCAGACAAGUGGACCCCAAUCUUUCAAGUUCCAUUUCUUGAUGCCAAUAAUUCUCCAGCCUUAUUCCGUUCAUUCUAUAUUCCAUUUUAUAAUAUGAACAAGUAUGGAAAUUACACACUCUUUACACGAAAAAUUGGCCAAGAAAAGACAAAGGAAUAA
This is a messenger RNA of Naegleria lovaniensis, 1962 nucleotides long. RefSeq lists its product as uncharacterized. The coding region runs from base 1 to 1962 and encodes 653 amino acids. The record is from RefSeq and is a predicted model, not a curated record. Gene Ontology annotation, biological process: protein N-linked glycosylation. Gene Ontology annotation, molecular function: alpha-1,2-mannosyltransferase activity. Lineage: Eukaryota; Heterolobosea; Eutetramitea; Acrasida; Naegleriidae. Gene Ontology annotation, cellular component: endoplasmic reticulum membrane. The transcript is spliced from 2 exons.